This is a messenger RNA of Clonostachys byssicola, 1893 nucleotides long. NCBI's taxonomy places the organism in Eukaryota, Fungi, Ascomycota, Sordariomycetes, Hypocreales, Bionectriaceae. The record is from the annotation of a GenBank genome assembly.
AUGCCUAGACCACGAGUCUUGUAUUUUUUCCCUCGCUGCAGACUCUGCCGCUACAAGGUUGAGGAGGGUGACGACGCUGUCGUAGUGUCCGUGGAUAAUUAUCAGACUGCCUCAUUCAAGUAUCGCUAUGGCGCUUCUCACGUCGACAGGAAAUGGGGGAGGAAAAUUCACUGCUGCUUAGCACCAUUUGAGGACAUGGGUCGCCAUGAACCUGCAAUUGGGUGUCACAGCAGAUGUCUGGCAUUUUUGGCCAAGCUGGAGCCUUCAUUGGAGUUUCGAUCCGGCAUACCUUUGUGGCCCUAUACUGAGCUGGUGGACAAGAAUAGAAAACCAUCCGGGAUCGAUCUUAUAGAAGCAUCAACGAAAAACAACCUGGAGAGACUAUACGGUGCAAGGCAGCCGGCCAGGACAAACAUACAUCGUUUCAGUGUGAAGGGACUUUUACAAAGCACUGGGAUCUUCAAGUCUGUCUUUCCCGAGAGAAUUCCGUCCGUGAGAUCACCUAUGCACAGACUGUACAGCACCAGCAUAUACUGGUAUGACCCUCCUGCGUCUGAGGAAGAGCGUCGCCUUCGAGUUUCCACCGACAUGCUCUGCGACCUUCUUCGAAAUACAAUUGGCCGCGAGGGCAAUCUUCCUAGUGAGAUUUGGCGAAUGAUAGCAGCAUAUCUCUCCCCUGAGUACGCAAUCACGUCAUCAUGGACGGCACCUUACCGGGGAGAGUCAACGGUGGUUCUCUCAGAAGAUAUCUGGGCAACACAUGUCUGGAUCGACGGCGUUGCAUAUGUGUCAAGCCUCUCGCAUGAUCCAAGCCCAGACGCCGAACAGAUCUUUGAAGCCGGCCCAAAACGCGAAAAUAUUAGUUUCUAUAUCAUGGAAGAUCAUUUGGGAAUACGGAAGGUGCACAUAUCCAACACUCUUCCGGUAGUCUGCAACUCAUCAGACCGGUCUGUGUGGUGGCGGAUUCACCCGGCCGAAGACACGGAUGACGAGUUCGUAUUCUCUUCCGACGGAACCAAAUUGCAGCAGCUCAUAGUGUCGUCACCUGAGCGUGAUACCAAACUCUGGCAUAUACCCACCAACUAUUCGUGGUCAGAACCUCUGCCGCGCUCUGAGCUAGCAGUCUUGUCCCUGAUGCGGCUAAACUCGCGACUGGGAGUUCCGAGAUUCCUCCCAUUUACCAUCAAUGAGCCUCAUUGUACAGGAUACACUGCAUGUUGGAUCGUACCCAAAAACUCUAAGCGCGGCGCUGGCCUACUGCACCUGCACGCCCAUAAACCCGCAGAGGAUCUAAGUUUCUACCAAAAGACUGCAAACCGUGGUGGGGACUUGGUCUGGACCUAUAUGCCAAUGAAGCCAGGAGAGAGAGUCGAUCAAGUAUGGAGCAGGCACGGCAACUACUCUUUCGAUGUUACGCUCGCGUUGAAGACGUCAAUGGGCCGUAUAUUGGCCGCUGGUCCAUUUAAGACCCUGGAUUUUACCGAUUCAAGCAGCCCUUGGACGUGCAUUGCUCAGCUUUCAACAACCGACCCCGAUCGGCUGUGGCUCGACGGUCCUCAUGCUGAUGAGACUUCUUCUCGUAAAUGGAUAUCUGGGAUGCUUUUCCGAUAUGAAAAUGGAGAUGAAGCCGCAGUCGGGGAUUUCCGACUAGACGCUGCCAGCCAAUGUAUUCGUGUGGUGAAAUCCUCGGGUCUUUACCUAGGAAUGGUGAAAUCCUCCAGCCGCACAUAUGUCAGUGGGAUUGAUAUUGUAUCUCCCGACACGAGCUCUCUUUCCUGGAAACCUUUUGCAUGGUCGGGGAUCUUGCAUUGGUGGUUUACCCCGAAAACGUGCUAUGUAGAGCACAGCGAGCUUCCCUACACCAACGGCGUCAUCGAGGUGAUCGAUGGGUGA